Molecule: messenger RNA, 2236 nt
Organism: Poecilia latipinna (sailfin molly)
Lineage: Eukaryota; Metazoa; Chordata; Actinopteri; Cyprinodontiformes; Poeciliidae
Product: achaete-scute homolog 1b-like
Exons: 1
Coding region: 872-1474 (200 amino acids)
Biological process (GO): neuron differentiation; positive regulation of transcription by RNA polymerase II; sensory organ development
Cellular component (GO): RNA polymerase II transcription regulator complex
Molecular function (GO): RNA polymerase II transcription regulatory region sequence-specific DNA binding; DNA-binding transcription factor activity, RNA polymerase II-specific; protein dimerization activity
Source: RefSeq, a predicted model, not a curated record
GAAAACGUUUUUACAGCUUUUUUGAAUCCAGCUGGACUUGCUUUGAAUAGAGAGGUCACGGCUUUAUUUGAUCUACACACAGUGAAUUUGAUGUUUUGACGAACUUCUCCUCAUACUAGCUUCGUCACCUUAUUAUUUUCUGCUUUUUUGAGACACGCUUGCAACUUAUUUUCUCUUUGCAAAUUUGUCGCCUAGAUACGACAGUGAGCGUCCUUGGUAUUUACGAUUGUAAAUAGCUUCAGGAGAAAGAUGGUCGAGGCUGGGGAGGUGGCGGCGUCGGUGGUGGUGGUGGGGGUGGAGGCACUGAUAAUUUGAAGACGUGCCAGAGUUACAAUGUUGGAUUCAAAAGGCAUUUCAAAGAACCGAACUAUGCACUUUUUCCCUUUAUUCCCCACUCUUUUUCUUCUGUCUGUAUUUUUUCCUCCCUUUCUUUCUUUUCGCACGGUUGCAGGCCGUUUGAAUCGACCAAUGGGCCUUCAAGUUGGAGACAUUGGAAUGUAAAUGAGCCCAGCGCGUGCUCCCGGCGCAGUGAAAGCUCGGGAUUGUUUAUUGAGCUCCCUGAGCCACGCGCCUGGCCCGAGGGGGAGUCGGGCUUGCUGGAGAAUCACACAGCGGGGGCGGGGCAUCGCCACGAAAAGCGUGCGUCUCCCCAAAAAGAGGGGUGUGGGUGGGGUGCGUGCUGGGGCGCGUGUUGAAAAAGAGGAGUGCUGCCAAAGUUUGGGUCAGAUCGGCUCGUGGAGUGUAAGCAGUCAAGAGAGAGUUGGACGAGAGUUAGCCACACGGUCCCCACGCGAAGGACACGAGAGCUGAACACUGCCAAACCCACUCACUUACUCUCUGAAUUCAUCACGUUAGAAGCUCUGUCAGCGAGAUGGAAACUGCGACCAUCACCACCACGCAGACGGCAUUCACCUUCGGACGUGCCACCAUCAGUCUGCACGCACCGGCCCAGGACGCAGCGGGACCCGCAGCGCACCCGAACGCCAGCGCGGCAGUCGCCUUCCAGAGCAAAACCAAGGUGCUGAAGAGACAGCGCUCCAGCUCCCCGGAGCUGCUGCGCUGCAAGCGGCGCCUGAGCUUCAACGGCCUCGGCUACUCCAUUCCACAACAGCAACCCGUGGCCGUGGCCCGGCGGAACGAGAGGGAGCGGAACCGGGUCAAGCAGGUCAACAUGGGCUUCCAGACGCUGCGUCAGCACGUGCCGAACGGCGCCGCUAACAAGAAGAUGAGCAAAGUGGAGACGCUCAGGUCCGCGGUGGAGUACAUCAGGGCUCUGCAGCAGCUCCUCGACGAGCACGACGCAGUCUCAGCCGCGUUCCAGUGCGGGCUGCCGUCCCCGACGCUCUCCAACAGCUACUCCGCCGACCCGGAGUCACCUCACUCCACCUACUCAUCAGACGAAGGCGGCUACGAGCCCCUGAGCUCAGAGGAGCAGGAACUGUUGGACUUUACAACCUGGUUUGACAGAUACUGACGCCGCCAGCGCCGCAAUCAAACUCUUUUGGCAAUGAAUCGGACUUCUCGCAAGAAGUGCUGACACAGCUUUCUGCAGCCUGCGCGCUGUGCUUGCAGGUGAUUUGUAUCCCUUGAAGCUUCUGAGGGAGCAAAGCAAUAGUGAGAAAGUGAGAGAGGAAGCAUCCUGUCGCAGAUAAAUAGCGGCCACCUUCCCUCCCUCCUCCACCCCCUGAAAGAAAGAGAGGAGCUGGACUCACACUGGCGCGUGAAAAAUGUUGACGCUCUGUUUGAUUAAGUGCAAUUAAGCUGCGACGCAGCAGGAUAAGUGCAGAAACGGUGCUGAAAUUCCUGCAGGAAACACGGACUGCCUUCCUCACCUGCUGCACUUUUUUUUUCCUCCUGGAAGAUGACGCGUCAACGGACUUUUUCUCAGUUAUGACGUAGUACUUUACAUUUCGUAACACUGUAACAUAGGACAAAAUGUUUUAACACGGAGACAUUAUUUUUGUACAAUGAGCCAAACAGAAAUGUUAUUACUGCCACUUUUUUUUUUUUUUUUUUCUGACGGCGUUGUUGCCCUGAGAAGCAGCUGUCAGGUAUGGCAUGUGUGACGCGUAUGACUACCUGUGACCGAUUGUAGUGUUUUUCUUGUUUUUGAUAGAGAACCUUUAUUGAUGUAUGCACUUGUUUCUCGUAGUCGAAAAUGUAAAUAUUCGAUUUUAACAGAUAUAUUUUGUGUAAACAAGUUUUUUUUUUAAAUAAAUAAAGUUAAACCUAUUUA